AUGACCGUCCAAACACUACGAGAGGUCUCCGCACACAACCUGCGCACCUUCAAACGCAACUAUGUCUCUGAAAUCUCCGGAUCACUGGGCGACUUGGGCACCUUUCUCCCCAUCGCCAUUGCCCUAGCCGUAAAUGGCACCGUCUCACUAGCCAGCACGUUGAUUUUCUCGGGAGUCUACAACAUCCUCACGGGUCUAUUCUUCGGUAUCCCGCUCCCCGUACAACCCAUGAAAGCCAUCGCCGCGGUCGCGAUCGCCCGCAACUUCUCCAAUGGUUCCAUCGCUGCGGCGGGUAUCUUUGUCGGUACCUGCAUUCUUAUUUUCAGUGUAACGGGCUUGCUACGCUGGUUCGCCAAUGUGAUCCCUAUCCCGGUGAUCAAGGGAAUUCAAGUUGGCGCGGGCUUGUCCUUGAUUAUCUCCGCUUGUACCAGCAUGCUCCACCCAUUGGGUUGGAUCGGUCCAUCGUGGGCGGAUAAUCGGAUCUGGGCUAUCAUUGCGUUCCUCGCUUUGAUUGUUACCAGUAUCUAUCGCAAGAUUCCGUAUGCGCUGGUGUUAUUCGUCAUUGGGUUGGUCUUUGCGAUUAUUCGCACCGCGCUGGUGGCUCAUCUCCCUGGUUUCAGUAUCUGGCAUCCCUGGCUGGUCGUGCCGACUCCCCAUCAGUGGUGGGUUGGUGCCGUAGAUGCGGGGAUUGGCCAGAUUCCCCUCACGACGCUCAACUCGAUCGUGGCUGUCGUUCACUUGGCGAAUGAUCUACUGCCCAACGUUCAGACUCCUUCUAUUACUCAUAUCGGUCUCAGUGUGGCUGGGAUGAAUAUUCUUGGAUGCUGGUUCGGUGCGAUGCCCGUCUGUCAUGGAUCGGGCGGUCUGGCAGCACAGUAUCGUUUCGGCGCUCGCUCGGGCGCGAGUGUGGUGUUCCUGGGAGUCCUCAAACUCAUCAUCGGUCUGCUGUUUGGAGAGACCCUGGUUGAUCUUCUCAAGCGUUUCCCGGCUGCGUUCCUCGGCGUUAUGGUCAUUGCAGCUGGACUGGAGCUCGUGAGUGUUGGCGAGAGCCUCAACACAUCUGGCGCUCGAGACCUCAGUCACGCUUCUGGCGUGAUAGGUACUGCGGAACAGCAUCUGGGCCCCAUUUGCACCGACGAGGAGAGAAAGCGUCGCUGGACAGUUAUGAUGGUGACUGUUGGUCUGUUGGUCGGAUUUAAGAAUGAUGCCAUUGGCUUUAUCGCUGGCAUGCUGUGCAAUUGGGCUUACGAUAUUCCCAAGUGGUGGGAAAAGGCGCGUAACCGUUGGUCACAGGGACGUCUUCGUCUACGAUAG
Penicillium cataractarum is the source of this 1314-nucleotide messenger RNA. RefSeq names its product putative sulfate/molybdate transporter. The transcript has a single exon. Gene Ontology annotation, biological process: molybdate ion transport. The record is from RefSeq and is a predicted model, not a curated record. NCBI's taxonomy places the organism in Eukaryota, Fungi, Ascomycota, Eurotiomycetes, Eurotiales, Aspergillaceae. The coding region runs from base 1 to 1314 and encodes 437 amino acids. Gene Ontology annotation, molecular function: molybdate ion transmembrane transporter activity.